Messenger RNA from Arabidopsis lyrata subsp. lyrata, 2202 nucleotides. RefSeq names its product protein FAR1-RELATED SEQUENCE 5-like. Gene Ontology annotation, molecular function: zinc ion binding. Gene Ontology annotation, biological process: regulation of DNA-templated transcription. The transcript has 5 exons. The coding region runs from base 1 to 2202 and encodes 733 amino acids. The record is from RefSeq and is a predicted model, not a curated record. Lineage: Eukaryota; Viridiplantae; Streptophyta; Magnoliopsida; Brassicales; Brassicaceae.
AUGGAAAGUAGUGAUGAGGAAAAAUAUGAUUCAGUAAGUGAAGACGAAGCUUCAGUCAGUGAAGACGAAGCUUUAGUAAGCGAAUUCGAAGAAGAAAAAGAUGAUAUAGUCAACAAAGAGAACUACGUUAAAACUGAAGAGAAGAAAGAUGAACUGAAUAUUGGAAUGGAGUUUAGUUCUGAUGAAACUGCAUAUAAAGCUUAUAAAAAGUUUGCAGGUGAACAUGGUUUCAAUAGGACGGGAAGAUAUAAGAUUGUGUCUUUCAACCAGAAUCAUAACCAUGAUUUAGUGAAGACGCCUAUGAAGCAUUUGCUGAAGGGAAACCGGAUGUUCUCUGUCGCUCAAAUACAACAUGCUGAUGAUGCCGAGAUGUCAGGAAUUUCAGCAAAAUCAACUGUUGAAAUGAUGAGUAGAGAAGUUGGAGGGCGAGAAAAUCUGGGGUUUUUGGAGAAAGACUAUCGUAAUUACAUUUAUCGAAAGCGAAUGGAAAAAAUGGUAAAAGGAGAUGCUGGAGCAGUUUUGGAAUACUUUCAAAAAAAGAAAGUGGAUAAUUCAUCUUUUUUUUAUUCACUGCAACUUGAUGAGGACGAUAUGAUCACGAAUAUCUUCUGGGCAGAUGAUCGGUCUAUAAGUGAUUAUAAUCUUUUUGGAGAUGUCGUCUGCUUUGACACAACUUACAAGACCAAUGAAUAUGAUAGACCAUUUGCUCCAUUUAACGGGGUCAAUCAUCAUAAGCAAACUGUAGUAUUUGGUGCUGCUCUCUUAUAUGAUGAAACCACUGAGUCAUAUAAGUGGCUUUUCGAGACUUUUCUUGGAGCAAUGUCUGGAAAACAACCAAAAACUAUUCUUACUGACCAAUCUGCAGCAAUGGCGAAUGCAAUAGUGAAGGUAUUUCCUGAAACAAAACAUAGGUUAUGUGUUUGGCAUAUUUACCAAAAUGCUGCAAAAAAGUUGAGUCAUGUAUUUCAUGGGCCAGGACAGUUUGCCACAGACUUUGGAAACUGUGUAUAUGACCAUGAGGAAGAAGAAGACUGGCUAUUGGCAUGGAGUAAUAUGCUCAAUAAGCAUAAUUUGAUAGAGAAUAAAUGGUUAAAGAAUAUGUUUGAGGUGAGAGAAAAAUGGGCAAUGGUAUAUGGACGUCAUACUUUUACAGCAGAUAUGGUGAGCACACAACGUAGUGAAAGUAUGAAUAAUAUUUUGAAAAGAUACUUGAAGAGUAGUUAUGACUUGUUGUCCUUCUUUGAACACUAUGAGAAAGUGUUGGAUGAUCGACGAUAUAACGAGUUAAAUGCUGACUUCAAAAUGAUGCAUACCUCUUCGGUAUUAUCUGCUACCGUAGAGAUGUUGCAACAUGCAGAAGAGGUGUAUACACCCGAAGUUUUUAAGUUGUUUCAGAAGCAAUAUACAGUUAUCGGUGAUUAUGUUGCUAAAAAAGUCAGCAAGUCUGAGAUGGUGUAUGAAUACAAAGUAUCUUAUCGUGGUGGACCGCGAGAGCAUUUGGUUAAUUAUGAUGCUACAAACCAAACGAUACAGUGUAGUUGCAUGAAGUAUUCUUUUGCUGGGAUCUUAUGUCGUCAUGCAUUGAAAGUAUUGGAUAAGAAGGAUGUUAGGAGAAUUCCAUCUAGCUACAUCUUGAAUCGAUGGAGUAAAGAGGCAAAAUCACGAAACAUAUCUUCUUAUCGUUCAGAGACAUUUAAUGGAACAGUAACGCAAUCGAUUGGAAAGCGUUAUAGCCAUUUAUGUCACAAUUUCCGUGAGAUUGCAUUUGUUGCUGCUGAACAUGUAGAAUUGACGAUGUGUGCGAAUGAAGCUGCAUGUGAAUUGAUUAAAAUAUUGGAGAAAAAGAAAAAAGAACUUGUGAAGGCUAAUGCAUGGAUGCUCCCAACUUCAAAUGUUGAACAUGUGGAUAGAGAAGAAGAAGACGAGGAAGUUCUAAAUGCACGUGGAAUUAAAAGAAAAGCUACUGUUGGACGACCAAAGAACAAAAAGGUCGGACCCCACGGUCGAUAUUUGAAUGCUCUUGAAACGAAAAAACGGGGAUUCAACUUUUGCUACCAGCAAUCCGACAUUACAGACAGAGCCAUUUUCCUCACAAGUGCUACAAGAUUCAACUUUUGCUUCCGAUAUCCACUUAUCUGUAGCUACAAGCAAUCCGACUUUACAGACGGGGUCUUUUUCUUCACAAGUGUUUCAGGAAUUUGA